This is a messenger RNA of Acanthoscelides obtectus, 2409 nucleotides long. The record is from the annotation of a GenBank genome assembly. NCBI's taxonomy places the organism in Eukaryota, Metazoa, Arthropoda, Insecta, Coleoptera, Chrysomelidae.
ACAUUGUGUAACCAAUCUUAAACCCUAUGAAGUGAUUACUGGUCAUUUCAAUACAGAAUCACCUUUUAAUAUAGACAUAGAUAAGCAAUUAUUAACCUGUUAAGUGGUUAAGACGUAUAUAUCCGCAAACCCAUAUAUUACAAUCAAUGCUUAUGACGGAUAUUCUCGCUUCGGCUAUUUUUUGGUAGCCCGCAAUGGUUAAGACGUAUACGUUCGCCUGCUGUAGUUUACUGGUAAACAAAAUCCUAAUCCAACUAUGCGGCGGAAUUAUUUUGUGGAAUCUCUUCCCGCUCAGUCGUUAUUUGGGCGUGUUACCGUGUGGCUGAUUACGAAAUUAUUACGUUUAGUAUUCCACUACGUUUGUGCAGGAAAAGGAAGUGUUCUUGAAUAUAUAUACAAAAUGUCUAAUUUAGAAGACAAUGACUCUGAAGAUAUUGAUAUUAGUGGCGACGAGGCGGACGAGGUGGAUGGUUAUACAAGUUCGGACGAGACAGAGGGCGAAUCGGAAUAUGAGGACAGUGGAGAAGAUACUAAUGAUGAGACGGAGCCUGAGCCCGAACCUGACUUUGAAAUGCCCUGGACCCAAAAUGGAAUCCCCAGACCAGCAUUUCCUUUUACAUCGAACAGUGGCGUGCAGGUACCUGCUAAAAGCAACCCUUUGGACAUUUUUGAAAUUUUUUUUGAUGAAAGUCUAAUAAACCUUAUAGUUGAAGAAACCAAUCGAUUUGCUAUCCAAUAUAUUAUAAAAAAUGGAGAAAACAUAAGACCGCACUCUAGAGUACGCCAAUGGAAAGAAACGAAUACCAACGAAAUUAGGACGCUUAUAGGCCUAUUGAUAUUACAGGGAUUAUGUCCUAAGCCUGAAUACAAAAUGUAUUUCUCUCGGAGAGAGAGCAUAGAAACUCCAUUUUUUUCGAAAAUUAUUUCCGAGAAAAGAUUUCACUUGUUAUUGAAAUUUUUGCAUUUUGUUGAUAAUUCAACAAUAAAUGCCAACACAAAAAAUCGCAAACUUGCCAAAGUACUUCCACUUCUAAACCUUUUAAGGGAGAAAUUUAUGACCAGUUAUGUGCCAGAAAGGGACAUCGCGAUAGACGAGUCUCUGAUUGGCUGGAAAGGGAGAUUGGGCUGGAAACAAUACAUACCUUCUAAACGAAAGAGGUUUGGCAUCAAACUGUUCGCUUUAUGUGAAACUUCUGGUUAUAUGUAUAAUUUUAUCAUCUAUACAGGUGCUGAUACGAUUUAUGAAGCACAGCAUUCUCAGGAACCAGUUACAUCAAGGAUAGUUUUAUCCCUUGUUGAUUCGCUACUUGACAAAGGGUAUCGACUUUUUCUAGACAAUUACUACACAAGUGUUGACUUGGUUCACAAAUUAGUAAAACGAAGAACAGACUGUGUGGGAACAAUUCGAGCAAACAGAAAAGGUAUCCCUAAAGAUUUACAAGUGAAAUUAUCUAAAGGACAGUCUGUUGCUAGAUACAAUAGAAAAAUUAUGAUACAAAAAUGGCAUGACAAGAAGGAUGUGUUAAUGAUAACUACCCUUCACGAUAAAACUAUGGAAAAGGUCUUAACUAAAAAGGGUGAAAUUGAGAAACCCACUUGUGUACUAGAGUACAAUAAAAAAAUGGGCGGGGUGGACUUAGCCGAUAAUUAUUUGCACUACUAUGGAACGGCAAGGAGUAGAGUAAAAAAAUACUACAUGAAAAUGUUCUGGCACUUUUUGAGUGUAACAACGCUAAACUCAUUUCAUAUAUACAAACGAAAUGGAGGCCGACUGAAAAGGAUAAAUUUCUUGUUAGAAUUGGGAGAACAAAUAGUUAGAAAAUAUAGCUCACAAAUAACUUUCGGAACAAGGAGAUCAAGGGCACCAAUGCCAUCAAGAUUUAUUGAACGUCACUUUCCGUCGGUUAUACCACCUACUACGAAACAAAAACCAACAAAAAGGUGUGCAAUAUGUGCUGAAAAGAAAAUCAGAAAGGAAAGCCGUUACUGGUGCCAAAAAUGCCAUACUGGUCUGUGUCCCGCACCGUGUUUUGAGAUUUUCCAUACCAAGUAACAAAAAAGCUACAAAAAUAAGUAUGAAGAAUGGAAUGAGAAAACUGGUGCACCUUCAAUGCAAUGUUAUAAGUUAGCCUUCACCUUUACUUUUCUUUAGAUACCAGUUCAAUAUUUUUAUGUUGUUUUGACGAUAAUAUACGCCUUUCAGUUUUAUUGUCGAAUUUUAAUGCUAUUGACGUAUAUAUACGCUAGUGAAUAUAGUCAGUGCUGAUGACGGAUAUGUCCGCAUGCGAUAAAAUUACGGGCCAUCUAGAAAAGCCUAUGGUUGUUUAUCCUGGGCCACUUAACAGGUUAAAUAAUUAUUUACAGAAUCAUAAGGAAAAAAUGAAAAUAGUAUAUAGGAAUUUAAAUGAA